AUGCCCGAAGCAAGGGAAAAACUGGCAGCAGAGACAGCUAGUGGCGAUUCUGAGCGAGAAUUUGUCAACGACGAUUAUACGGUGGGCUGGAUUUGCGCAAUAACAAUCGAGCAUGUUGCUGCAUGCGUUUUUCUUGACGAAAAACAUGAGCCGCCGGAUCAUGUGUCCACGAAUGACGACAACGAUUAUAUUCUGGGUAGGAUUGGAAGGCAUAAUAUUGUUAUUGCGGUCUUGCCCUAUGGAGAAUACGGUCUCUCCUCGGCGGCAAGCGUAGCGAGAGAUAUGCUACAUACCUUUCCGAACAUCAGAAUUGGUCUCAUGGUGGGCAUUGGAGGGGGCGCUCCAACUGAAAAGCACGACAUUCGCUUAAGAGACGUGGUAGUCAGCGUUUCCCGCGAUGGAAAGGGGAGUGUAUUUCAGUACGACUUUGAGGAUACCAUCCGAAAUGAGACCUUUCAACAAUCAGGUUUUCUUAACCAAGCGCCAACAAUCUUAAGGACGACUAUCAGCGGGCUUGAGAGCCAAUACGAAAUAGAAGAGCAUCAAAUCCAGGAAACAAUUAACAGCAUUUUCAACAAAAAGCCACAUUUGAGAAAAAAGUACAAUCGACCAAACCCUGCUACACAUAGGCUAUACCGAAGCAACAUCAUUCACCCUCUCGCCGAAGAUAUAAAUUGCAGCACUCAUUGUGGCGAGGGCGCACCGAAUUUGAUAGUACGCUCCAGACGGGACGGCAACGAGGAUGAUCCAAUGAUCCACUACGGCUUAAUCGCUUCUUCAAACCAACUUAUGAGAAAUGCCGACAUUAGAGAUAAGCUGGCUGCUGAAAGGGACAUAUUAUGCUUUGAAACGGAAGCAGCCGGCUUAAUGAACCAUUUCCCCUGCCUAGUCAUUCGCGGCAUUUGUGACUAUGCCGAUACGCAUUCGAAUGCAGAAUGGAGAGGCUACGCAGCAAUGGCGGCAGCCGCGUACGCGAAAGAUUUGCUCUAUCGGAUUCCUCCAAAUCGAGUUGAAGCCUUGCAAAGAAUGAAUAGUUUUUCCAGUAUAUCAGAAGGAAUAUCUGGUCUUCUCCAGGCGCAGAAAAGAGAACAUCACGAUGAGAUUCUCAAUUGGCUUUCUUCAACAAAUUAUGCAAUCCAGCAGCAUGACUAUUUCAGAAAUCGGCAGCCAGGAACGGGGCAAUGGCUCAUAGACUCGAACCAGUACCAGGCGUGGCUCAACACUCCGGGGGAAGUAUUGCUUUGCCAGGGAAUUCCAGGAGCCGGAAAGACUAUCUUGAGAGAAGAACAUGCUGAAGCCUUGCUGCAGAAUCUCUUGAGACAGUUGGCGCAGAAAAGGCCCUCCCUGCCAGCUUGUGUGGGUACCCUCUAUAAGCAGGGCAUUCGAGGAAUCCCACCUUCAUUGGAGGCACUAUCACAAGCUCUGCAAACUGUGGCAAAAGAUUUUUCGAAGAUCUUCAUAAUUAUUGAUGCGCUUGAUGAUCUCCGUACUAAAUCGGCGGUAAAUAUAUUCGCAACUUCCAGGCCCGAUACGGAGAUCGCGGACAGCUCCGUGCGCGGAAUGUUUCUUCUUGCCAAGCUCCAUCUAAACGCAUUGACGGGAGAAUUCACAACGAAAGAUAUCAGAAAUGCCCUUGACAAGUUAUCGGUUGGUUUAGAAGCAUACGACGACGCAUACAAAAACAUGAUGACACGGAUCGAUAGUCAACACCCACAGAGAAAAGAGCUAGCGAGGAGAGCUCUGUCGUGGAUUGUGCAUGCAAAGAGGCCCCUUUCCACAACGGAGCUCCAGCAUGCCCUCGCAGUAGAGUAUUGGCGCCACGAACUUGACAACCGAAAUUUUACCAGCAUUGAAGACAUUGUCUUGGUGUGUGCGGGCCUAGUUACUAUUAUCCAACAAUCUGAUCAACAAUCUGACCAAUAUUCCAAUCAAUCAUCUGGUCAACAAUCUGGCAUCGUUCGACUCGUCCACUAUACAGCACAAGAAUACUUUGAGCGAACUCAGGCAGAAUGA
Messenger RNA from Trichoderma breve, 2013 nucleotides. RefSeq lists its product as uncharacterized. Gene Ontology annotation, biological process: nucleoside metabolic process. The transcript is spliced from 6 exons. The record is from RefSeq and is a predicted model, not a curated record. Gene Ontology annotation, molecular function: catalytic activity. Lineage: Eukaryota; Fungi; Ascomycota; Sordariomycetes; Hypocreales; Hypocreaceae. The coding region runs from base 1 to 2013 and encodes 670 amino acids.